UCAUCAAAUGUAUGGUUCUUUUCAAAAGGCUCUCUUCAAGCUGCCAUUCUCACCUUCUCUCCUUGGUCGUGUCUUUGCUGCCGAAUUCAAGGCCCGUCCCAUGCACAGUGGUGAAAGCACUAUUUCAUCAAACCCGGGUCAAGGUUAUUGGCACGGAGCCGGUCGAUUGCAUGCAUCAGGUCACCACCGCGUACGGAUCAGUAAUUGGUAUUGGGAGUAUGAAGGGCUAGCAACGCAGGAGAAUGUGAUGCCCGAUUUGUGUGUGCUACGGGCAACUAGGUCCAACAAUUGUCGAAACCUCGACAUUGGAAUUAAUUAGCCGCGAGAAACGAUGUCGAUGAUGACCAGCUAGGAGAAGGCAUGAGCGAUUGCAUUUCGAAGCUUCGGCAAGUCUAGGAGUUAAGAGUGUGUAGAUUGUACUAGGAAUGGGGAUUGCAGAGGCUAUUCUACAAUAUAUGGGCCUUGAUGCAUGGAGCAUGACAUGAAAUCCAGUUCCAGGCCCAUAUACAUGAUGUCAUUGCCUAUACUGUUACUUGCCAGACGCUGCACAUUAUUAAAGAGCAGGAUAGAUGGGGUGUUUGAGGAUGCUGGGCCGACAGGAUAUAUCGCCGUUAUCAGUUUAAACAGCAAAAGAACAUAUCUAAAGAUGGCUCUCAGCCAGAGACAUAACUAGACUACAAGAGCAUCUACUUACCAUACCAGAACAAACUGACUGCUAUAGAUAGAGUGACAGAUUAUCGCUAAUGAUGAACUUCCCUUCGUCCAUUCUCCAGUCCAUCCCAAAUGGCUG
This is a messenger RNA of Aspergillus novofumigatus IBT 16806, 790 nucleotides long. RefSeq lists its product as uncharacterized. The transcript has a single exon. The coding region runs from base 8 to 319 and encodes 103 amino acids. The record is from RefSeq and is a predicted model, not a curated record. Lineage: Eukaryota; Fungi; Ascomycota; Eurotiomycetes; Eurotiales; Aspergillaceae.